Periconia digitata is the source of this 843-nucleotide messenger RNA. The record is from the annotation of a GenBank genome assembly. Lineage: Eukaryota; Fungi; Ascomycota; Dothideomycetes; Pleosporales; Periconiaceae.
CCAGGAAAGUGGUCGACUAUUCUUAUACUGAUUCGAAAAAUACAGCAAAUCAACACAAUGAGCAACGAGAUCGACGACCUCAAAAAAAUUGUUGCACAAUUGCAGAACCAAGUGACGCGCUUGAGUGACCAGGAGGAGGUUCGCAAACUACAGUACAAAUAUGGGUAUUACCUCGACAAGUGUUUAUACAAGGAGGUGGCUGAUCUCUACUCCGACCACCCGGAUACUUGUGUCGAGUUUCUAGGUGGGCGCUACAAUGGCAAAGAAGGCGUCAAGCGACUCUACAUCGGCCGCUUUGCGAAAACAUUUGUGAGCGGGAGAAACGGCCCAGUCCAUGGAUUUUUGCUCGAUCACCCUCAGAUCCAGGGAAUAGUCGACAUCGACACAAAUGGCACACGUGCAAAGGGCCGCUUCCGCAGCAUGAUGUCAGCGGGUACGCAUGAAAGCAUCAAAGACACACAUCCACGCGGGCUCGUUCAAUGGUGGGAAGGUGGAAUCUACGAAAACGAAUACAUCAAAGAGGAUGGUAUAUGGAAGAUUUUCCGCCUCAAGUACUUCCCAUUCUGGCACGCGACGUUCGAGAAGGGCUGGUCCCAUACCAAACCGAAUUACAUACCGUUCAUGUCGAAAAAAUACCCCGAGGAUCCAAAUGGACCAGACGAGCUUCUCGAGGAUGCCAUGAUGUGGCCCGACACUCGUGUGGUUCCAUUCCAUUACACGCAUCCCGCUACAGGUGAGCAAGUCGCUGACGAUGAUCUGAGAGCACCUCAUUUCGGUGGCGAUCCUAGCGAAAGCCUGCCUCCGUUAGUCCUGAGUAAACCACAAUCGGAAAUUAGCGGAUAG